AUGAACAGUACGAAUCCUACUAAUGACGGCGCCGAAGGGACUACGGUAGCGGUUAGCGACACUUCAGAAGGGCCUACAGACGAUGGCGACACGCUGGAGACGUCCACUUCUGAACCGGUUACGACAGACAACUCUACCGUAAUCACCACGACGGAAUCCUCAGACUACGAUUAUAUUGCCGUCACCGACAAAUAUGGAAACGUGACGUAUGAAAAGUACAGAAAAAAGCAGUCGUCUACCGUACACCCUGGGAGUCAGAGUACGGUGGCUACAGAAGAAAGCGGCUCAACCACCGAUGCGUAUACUGACUACGAUUACGUGGCCGUCACCGACGAGUACGGGAAUACUACUUACGAAUGGAUACCAAAGACUACCGGGACGACUACAGUACCUAACAAUCGAUCAUCGACUACUGUAACCACCACAUGCACGACGGCGGCGAUCAAUACGCAGAAUGCAUUUGCUUUGGGAGACAAGGAUGUGGCGGCUGGCUCGAACACAACCCUAAUCUGCUUGGACGGCUACACCUUCCCAGCUGGCGGCACCUCGAAGACGUUCACAUGCUCGUCUACGGGCUCAUGGAGUGGAUACGAUGCUUCUCAACUUUGUCAAAAUUCCAUCAAUCAAAACUCGACGACCAGAUGCUCGGACCCAUCGGCUGAUAUCGACAUGGCAAACACGCUGCUCCCGAAAACACGCAUUAAUGGCACCCAACCGGUUGGCACCAUGAUCGUGCAUAGUUGCAAGCAGCAGUACGUCUUUGGGUCGAUCGGUCAACCGUUGCAGAUCUACCAAUGCCUCUCAACCGGUGUUUGGACCAACAAUUUACAAGGAGAAGCCUGUGUCGCGUCCGGAAGAGCUUCAGCUGAACUA
Mesorhabditis spiculigera is the source of this 873-nucleotide messenger RNA. The record is from the annotation of a GenBank genome assembly. Lineage: Eukaryota; Metazoa; Nematoda; Chromadorea; Rhabditida; Rhabditidae.